Molecule: messenger RNA, 614 nt
Organism: Puma concolor (puma)
Lineage: Eukaryota; Metazoa; Chordata; Mammalia; Carnivora; Felidae
Source: RefSeq, a predicted model, not a curated record
AGUUGGCCGCAUGAAGAUCGAGCUCUUUGCCGACGUUGUGCCUAAAACGGCCGAAAAUUUUAGACAGUUCUGCACUGGAGAAUUCAGAAAAGAUGGGGUUCCAAUAGGAUACAAAGGGAGCACCUUCCACAGGGUCAUAAAGGAUUUCAUGAUUCAGGGUGGGGAUUUUGUUAAUGGAGAUGGUACUGGAGUCGCCAGUAUUUACCGGGGGCCAUUUGCAGAUGAAAAUUUUAAACUUAGGCACUCCGCUCCAGGCCUGCUUUCCAUGGCAAACAGUGGUCCCAGUACAAAUGGCUGCCAGUUCUUCAUCACCUGCUCUAAAUGUGAUUGGCUGGAUGGGAAGCACGUAGUAUUUGGAAAAAUCAUUGAUGGACUUCUAGUGAUGCGAAAGAUUGAGAAUGUGCCCACAGGCCCCAACAAUAAGCCCAAGCUACCUGUGGUGAUCUCACAGUGUGGGGAGAUGUAGUCCAGAGCGAGACUGAUCAGGCCUUCCCUUGCUCUGGGUGACGCUCUUGAGUAAGAUAAUCUGGAUUGGCCCCUGUGUUUGCUUCCCUGCCUGCUGCUGCCCUUUUUGAUCAAGAGACCUUGGAAGUAUCACAGAUUCAGAACCCAAG